CAGUCUACUCUGUGCCGGCGAUGUUGGUCGACAGCCCUCAGUCCCUCGGUCCCAACGUCUCCCAGGAGCACCACCUCGCCUCCUACUGCUCGUCGGUGUCUUCGAUGGGACGAGGCGAGAUCCACGCUAUCAAGAGAGGCCUGCUCUGGGAACAGAGGGAACGGCUCUUCUCCAGGUGGAAGGAGAGGUACUUCAUCCUCACCAAGGAUUACCUCCACUGCUUCAAGAGGGCCACCAACAACAUAUCGCCCAUGGGACAGUUCAUUUUCAAGGUUAAAUUGGUCGAUGUUGAAAAAGUAGAAUGGGUAAAUAAGAAAUCAUACUCGGCCAUUGGUAUCACACUGGUUGGUAGAGAGAGUAGGAUAUUACUUCGAGGAAGCCUUGGCUUGGAUGACUGGUUUCAUCUUUUAGAGGAAUGUACCCUUGGAAGUAAGGAAAGGAGAAGAGCCUUGAGAAAGCUUCACGAACCCAAGUGGGAUGCGAAUGACGAUGUUACUUCUUAUAAAUCUGGGGACUGGUUUGAAACGCCUGAUAUAUGUGGAGAUGAAGCUUCAAUUGUGAGUGCUGAAGUUAAGAGGAGAUCAAGGUGUGGUUCAGAAUUCGAUCCCUGGCCAAGACCUUUUCGACAUGAAAAUAGACUUUCUUUGCUGACUGAUAUUGAUAUAAACAGUUGGGGUUCAGCAGCACCUUCAGCUCCUUCAACAUUUAGAGGACGACCUUACAGAUUAAACCCUGAUGUAUUUUUCUUGCCACAUGGUGACACUGGUACAAUGAAUAGUAGCAGAUCAGUGAUGAGUUCAGCUGCUUCAUUUAGGGGACCUUUAUUACAGCCUCAAGGAGGGAAUCUUAAAUAUCGUGAGAGAUCUCAAAGUGAUGCACUGCACAAAAUACGUCCACCUGAUAUAGAAAAUAAGCGUGGAAGUUAUUUGUCAUCUGCUGUUCAAAACUUGUAGUAUAAAAACCAUAAUUUCUAGAUGUGAUAUUCUAAGUCAUCCUUGUUACCAAAGAAUGACCAUUUUGCUUUUUUUCUUUUUUUAAUUAAUGAUAAACCUUGUAUAUAUAUUUACGAAUGUGUAUUUUGAUUGAUUAUUGUACCAUAUAAUUUAUAUUGUUAAAAUAAAUUAUUGCAAAAGUUGCUAUCACUGUCAAUAUUUUAUCUUUGCUAAUCCUGACACAAAGACAUUUGAAUGAAAUUGAUAGAUCAGAAAAGUUCUAUAAACAUUUUUGAUUAUUGCCUAAAGUAAUUGUAAUACUGAUUUAAAUGUCAUAUAUUGCCUAAUGUUUUGUAAAUAUGCGAAGGAUGACAAUGAAUAUUAGUAUGAGUUGCCUUUAUAAUGAAAUUUAUUAAUGAUUAUGACCUUAUAUUGUGUAGUCAUUAAAAGCUCAACUGAAAAAAAAAAAAUCUAAGAUUUGUAUCAUUUGAUAAGGUCCAUCCGUCAAAGGGCUAUAUAUAUUGUUUACCCUAGUCAGAUUAUUUUUAAAAGGCAAUGAAAAAAAAAUGAAUUUAUAUUAAACUUGCAUUUAACAAUAAAAUCAUUAUUUUAAUUUUUCAUGCCAUUGGCUAAAUGCUAAAUCAUAAUAGGUUUAAUAAACUUGCUUAGAAUGUUUUUUAAGCUGUUAUAUAACAAUUGAGAACAUCAUUAGUAAUGUUAUUUAGUUUAAGGAAAUCGGCAGCAUUUUGUUGACUUAUGAGCGAUUGGUCUAUGAUAAUGAUGUUAAUAUAACUUAAAUAGCAUAAGCUAAAUGUAAAAAUUGUAAUUGAACUAUUAAUGAUGAAUUGUACUAAUGAAAGUGUUAUUAUCUAGCUUAAAAUAGUAGAUAUACUCAUCUUUUCAAUCAAUGAUUUUAAAUGUAGAAUUUAUUUUUAUAUUGUUAAAAUGAGCAGUUUUUGAAAGGCCAUUAUGAAUGCUUCUUAUUUAGAAUUUAAUGUAAAAAGAAGAUAUAUUUAAGUAUAAUUAUACGAGUAAAUAUGAUAAAAUAAAGAUUAUGAAAGUCAGUUAUUUUUUAACUAUUU
This is a messenger RNA of Nezara viridula (southern green stink bug), 2014 nucleotides long. The record is from the annotation of a GenBank genome assembly. NCBI's taxonomy places the organism in Eukaryota, Metazoa, Arthropoda, Insecta, Hemiptera, Pentatomidae.